CUCACGAUCAUCGAAUUCAUUCAUCCGAUUAACAAAAAUUCACAUUCACAUCUUCACAAACAAUCAAGUCAUCAUGGUUUCCAAAACUAAUCAAAUCAGACAUCCUUUACCACCACGUCCAAUCUCUCAUCAUCAUCAUCAUCAAAACAAAGAAAACCAACCGAUCAAACCAUCCAAGAAACCUAAUUUAAUAUCAUCUCAAUCCAUGAACCAACCAACUUCACCAUCAAAAGAACAUCGUCCAUCAUUCAAAUUACCCAACAAACCUACCUUUCAUUCAAAACCCAUCAAUCAACCAUCCAUUCAAGAUGACCAAACCCACACCAAUCCAUCCAUCAAAUCUAAUCACCAAAGGACCACCAAACCGAUCCAUACAAGAACAGACUCAAUCAGAUCGUCAAGUUCAACAUCAACUCUCUUAUCAUCUACAACAAGAGAAGACGCUAUGAUCCGUCGAAACUUGAUGUCUCCAACCGAAACCAAUCAACAAGAAAGAGUCUUAGCCAUUGUAAAAGUCAAACAAGCCGUGCUUGAAGCUAAAGCAAGAAAACUUCCGAAACUGGCUCAUCGAAGUUCGAAUGUCUAUACGCCUAAACCUUUGUUGUUGCCUUAUAAAUUAGCUAGAUCUGCUUCGGUGAAUUUAAAUCAUUCGAAACGGAUCAGUUUAAGAUCUAAUCUAUUAAACGAUCAAAUCAGUUCUCCUUCUAAUCUAACUGGAGAAAGACCUACUCAUAGACGUCAAUUGAAUUCCGAAUCAAUCAUCUUUAAUCAUAGAAGAAUGUUUACUGAAUCGAUGACGACUACUACAAACACUUCGCUUUCUUCACCUGACCAAGCUCUACCACCAAGGAUUUAUUCUCCUAGAUCUGGUUCUGGUCAUCGAAACCAUCAACUUAGUCCUGAUCAUAGAAGAUCUCAAUACGAUUCAUUUUAUCAGUUGAUCGGACCUGAGUCUGAAUCGCUUGGUACAAGUUUUACACAUGAUCAUAGGUUUCGUGCUCAUUCUACAGAUCGUCGACGCGAUUCAACCAAUUCAGUGUUGUUGUCACCUGUUACGAUUGGUUCAUCAUCGACUUCCUGGAACACACAAACCGAUCUAGACCCCGUCCAACUUCCAAAACCUACCCAUAGCGCACUAAGAAUAACCACAGAAGCUCCAAUUGGAAAUCGAGAUUUGUCUAAAGAAACUAAGCUUAAGAAACUAAGGUCCUGUAAAUCAGAUGGAUCAAUCUGUUUAAAACCUUCAAAGGUUUCAUUGAUUUCUUUAAACAAUCAACCUAUCUUAUCACAAAGAAACCUUUCCUAUUCUCAAUCUAUUUCCCAGAAUUUAAGUGAUCUAAGCACUGGAAAGGAUGGGAAGGAUGGAAAUGGGAAGGUGACGGCUAUUGGGAAAUUGAAAUCGAUCUUGGAAGAGAAUGAAGAUGAAGUAGAAUUCGAUUUGGAAAAAGAAAUUGUAGAUCGGUUGUUAAAGUUUAAAAGGUUGGUUUGGAAUUGAAGAACAAGAUGGAUUUUGUAUAUUCAUGGGAAGGUUUGGUGGGUUUUUCGCCCAGUUGGAUCGGUUUUGGAUCUCUUUAAAAUUCAUUCUUUUUUUUCGAAAUCGUUUUUUUUUUCUUCUUCUUUUUCUUCUUUUUCUGGAAGGGAUUAGU
Molecule: messenger RNA, 1646 nt
Organism: Melampsora larici-populina 98AG31
Lineage: Eukaryota; Fungi; Basidiomycota; Pucciniomycetes; Pucciniales; Melampsoraceae
Exons: 6
Coding region: 74-1495 (473 amino acids)
Source: RefSeq, a predicted model, not a curated record